Drosophila melanogaster (fruit fly) is the source of this 2667-nucleotide messenger RNA. RefSeq lists its product as uncharacterized. The record is from RefSeq and is marked reviewed. The transcript has 8 exons. The coding region runs from base 324 to 1892 and encodes 522 amino acids. Lineage: Eukaryota; Metazoa; Arthropoda; Insecta; Diptera; Drosophilidae.
CAUGGCUUAAUCUUACCUUGAACUUGGUCGUGAGCAGAUCGCCGAGGAGCCAGUGCAUCCACAUAAUCACCUACCCAUAACAACAAACAAUAUUCGUGCGGGUUUUCGAUUCGGGUUUUUUGGAAAAUAGAAUUUGAAAAUGGAACAAAGCGCCGUUGUUCUUGUGCGUGCCGAUAAACGUAUAUAAAUCACGUGUGUGUGUGCUACUGACUUUGGUUUCUCCAGAUUUCCGAUUUCAUCUAACGGUGCUAGUGAACAUACAAUAUAAUAUAAAUCCACAUCGAAGAUUAGGAGAGAGGGGCGGCCAAUACUAACUAUACAAAAUGGACUGGCAGCCGGCAGUUAUAGCAGGCCUCAUCUGUCUGCUCCUGCCAACGCAGAUUUCUUUGGCCAAAGCCUGGAGUUUGCCAGCCCGCCAUGCAGAUCGUUCAGAUCUGGCUUUAUCGCCAGCACACCAGCAAGUUGGACGACGAUUAAAUGAGGUAUCACCGUAUCUGGACCUGGCCUUGUGCCCCAUCAGAGCGGAACCCUGGACCUGUGCCCGCCAACAAUCCGGUCGGAUACUUGAUGCUUGGGAUGGAGAGCUGAAUAUCCAAUGGCAGAAACUAAAAGUCGAGGCCGAUCGGCAGAUGAACGCCACGAUCGAGAGAAGAGGGUACAGCACAUCGGAGUUGCCCGUGAAAGAGAAGCCGUCGACGAUACUGAAGAAAAUUGAGAUCGGCACGAAUUACAUGAAGAAAUACCUGGCCGAGUCCAUGGACGGCUUCCUAGGUCGCGAAUACGAGUAUCUGCAGACACCGAAAGCGGCUGAGGAUGAUAGUGAAACUGAUCAGAGUGGAAAUAGUGCCGAAGAUGACGAUGAGGCGGAUGCGGAUGAUGCCAGCAAUGCGGCGGAGGAGGAGGACAAUGCAGAGGAUGAGGAUGCGGAUGCCAAUAAUGAGGAGGAUGAUGAGGAGGAGGAAGAUGACCGGGAUGAGGAGGAUGACGACUCGGACAGCACGGCGGAACAGGAUCAGGAUCAGGACCAUGAGCCAGAGGCUGAAGCUGACAACGAAGACGAGGAUGUGGAUGAGGCGGUCUCAGCACCCGAGAGUGAUAAUGAAAAGGAAAAUACUCCAAGUAUCUUCAGUGGAGCGCCAGCAGCGCAAUCCCAAGGUGAUGGGAAAAAUCCCGCCUUAGCCGAGGACAACGCUUCAACAGGUGUGGAAUUCAUCGAGCUCCAGGAUGGCGACGAAACUGCGGCGGGUGCGCUGAAAAAGCCGGGCGGCGGUAAACGCAAGAAGAACAAGAAGGGCGGCAAGCGCAAGAAGAACAAGAAGAAGGGUCACGGAUCGGAGACACAGCCCUCCACUUUGGUGGUGGUCCAGGCGGCACCGGAGCACCACGAGGUGGACUCGGGACACGAGGAUGGAUCCUCGGUGAUCAGUCACGGGAGCUCCGAUGACACAGUAUCCGUGGGAAAACCGAUGAGGAAGCGGAAGCACAAGCGACGCAUGAAGGGCAAGCGGAAGCGCAAGGGUCAACAUGGGUCAGCCGUCGUGGAGCACGAGCAGAGCGACCUCAGUCUGGGAUUGGGCCUGCUCGACGAACUGGCGGACGCGGAUGAUGUGCUCUCUGGUGUCGGCGGGGGAAAACGCAAGCACAGGAACCCACUUAAUUAUGGUAGAAGUAACGGAGUUACCCGCGGCAAGAAGAAGAAGAAGAAGAAGGCCAUUGCCAAGUUCAUAAUGAUUGGCAGCUUCCUGAAAGCCAAAAUCGAACUGCUGCUCAAGAUCCUGGGCGCCCAUCUGCAGGUCAAGUUCUUUGCCAUAGCCCUGAUUGGUCUGCUGAUCAAUAUAGCCCGAUUCUGGAUCGAUGUGAAGCGCGGCAGUCCGCCAUCUAAGAUAUGGUAAAAUUUUGGACAGCUCACAAACGUUCUCGGAACGUACAACUCUAAAACAAAAAAAAAAAUGAAAUUAUACAAGAAACAGAAAAACCCAACCAAUGUGUUCUCUAAUAACAGUAUACACUUUAAGACCCAAAACCUCAAACAGAUCUUAGAGUUCGUUUCCAAAGUUUUUUCCUUCACACUGUGUUGUAUACGUUGAACAUGCCCACCAUCAGCACCACUACGAGGACCACGGGGACGACUGGAGCGAGCCGGGUAGCUAUUGGAAGCGCUCACUGCAAACGGAUCCCUCAGUCGAGGACACAGACUCCUCCACGGACAGCUACCAGGUGCGCCAGCCGCAGCAGCAGUCACAGAUCCAGGAUCCCCAUUACCUGGCCUAUCGCAACCAGUAUGGCCAGUGGCAGUAGAUUAAUCCACAAAUCCAAGCCACUCCACCUGAACUCUGACCUCCAAUGGAGACAUUAUUUAUUGUAUUUAUUUGAUUAACAUUCGUGGUACGACGCUGAUUAUUAAAUAAUCCAUAAGGCCCUAGAGCAAAAUUAAUUUUAGCACAAUGAAUGAAAUGCCAGUAAACCAAUUUUAGCUGUAACCCUUAGCCCCCUUAGUGCAAUGCCUUAAAUAUAUGACUAAAUUUUAAAAGUGUACCUUUAAUGAGAAAUCGAAGAACUGUUUCGGAUACAUACGCAGCGAGCAAAACAAACUAGACAUAAGUUAUUUAUGCCAAUUAUUUAUUGUAUUCGUAUGUUAUAUGAUGCUUAUUAAAGAAAACUAAAUUG